UCGAACUGUUUCGAAUUCGAUUCGAGAAUUUUCUGUCUAGUCCUACACUUCUCCCACUUUCUCUUUGUGCAAUUGUACGGAAGUCAAACCCGGCAUUAAGCAAAGAAUCGACAAAUAAUUGAAGCUCUUUAUCGGGUAAAUAAUUGAGCAAAAGGUGUGAAUUUAUGUCCCACAAUCAAUCAAGGGGUGAUCGGACCAAAUCCGGACAGUAUAGGAAAAUCGGUCGAUCCAGUAGCUUCAAUCAGCAGCGCCACUUAUCUGGCGAUUUCAAAGGUGACGGUGGUGGAGGGGGAGGCUCCUCCUCCGCCACUCCCUCUAUCUCCAACCGCAGUUCGAAUGUUAUUCAGGAUUCGAGCCAUUUAUUACCAGCGACUGUUGUACAGAACGUUGCUCAACUAUGUCAGCCACCACCUGGAGUAUCUGAUGCAUUAGUUACAAGUAAGAGUGUAAAUGUCACCCCGAUUAACGCCCCAGCUCAGAGAAUCUCCCAAGCUGUUCCAAGAUCUCCAUCUUCUACCAAUUCUUCUACUGCUAGCUCUGCAAUAUCUGCGAAGGCCGCAGCAGAUGCUUCCAGCUCAUAUUCUCUACAGUUUGGGUCUAUAGGUCCUGGAUUUAUGAAUGGAUUACAGAUUCCUGCUCGAACAAGCUCUGCCCCAGCAAAUUUGGAUGAGCAGAAAGAAGAUAAGGCCUGUCAUGACUCUUUAAAAGCUGCACAUGCAGUGCCAACUCCAACCAUUCCCAAACAUCGACUGCCGAAAAAAGACACUAGAGUCCUUGAUGAACCCAACACCAGUGAAGCUCAGCCAGUCUCCAAGUCCAAAAGGGAUGCACAAGUUUCAGCUGCACCUCCCUCAACUCAAAUUCAGUUGCAGGCCACGCCUACCUCAUCUUUGACAAACGGCCCAAACCCAAUACAAAUGGGGAUGUCUAUUCCUUUACUCAUGGGAAAUCCACCAAUGUCUGUAUCAGGUCCUCAACCACCAAAUGCGAUUCAGUCUCACGGAUUGACGCAUCAGGGUCAGAACUUGAACUGCUCAUCGCAAAUGGGUCAUCAGACGCCCCCUCAGUUUGGUAACAUGGGAAUUAUUAUGGCCCCACAAUUUCCUCCACAACAGGCUGCAAACUUCACUGCUUCUCGUAAAACCGUAAAAAUUACUCAUCCAGAAACUCAUGGAGGUCUGCAAAGGAAUAACUCUGAUUCGGACUGGUGGCAGCAUGGAACUGCCUUUCUGAAGGGUUCAAUGCCUUCUUCUCAGACACCAUUACAGGUGAUGCACAAAGCUGAGAAGAAAUAUGAAAUAGACAAAAUUUCAGAUGAGGAAGAAAUCAAGCAGAGGCAGUUGAAAACCAUCUUAAACAAGCUUAAUUCUCAGAACUUUGAAAAAUUGUUUGCGCAAGUGAGGCAAGUCAACAUUGACAAUGUUGUAACUCUCUCUGGGUUGGUCUCUCAAAUAUUUGAUAAAGCUUUGACGAAACCCACCUUCUGUGAGAUUUAUGCUAACUUCUGUUUUCAUCUAGCUGCGGAGUUGCCUGAUUUUAGCUUAGAUAAUGAAAAAAUUAAUUUUAGGAGAUUACUUCUGAACAAAUGCCAGAUGGAAUUUGAGAGGGGAGAAAGGGACGAAGAAGAGGUGAAGAAAGCUGAUGAGGAAGGUCAAGCUAAACACUCGGAAGAGAAAAGAGAGGAGAAGAGGCUCCGAGAACGGAGACACUUGUUAGGUAAUAUAAGACUAAUUGGAGAACUGUACAAAAAGAAAAUGCUAACAGAGAGACCAAUGCAUGAGUGCAUAAAGAAGUUGUUGGGCCAGUAUCAGAGUCCUGACGAGGAAGAUGUUGAAGCCUUGUGCGAAUUAAUGAGCACGAUUGGUGAGAUGAUGGAUCAUCCCAAAUCCGAGGAGUACAUGGAUGCCUAUUUUGACAUUAUGGCCCAGUUGUCAAACAACAUGAAACUGUCUUCUAGGGUAAGGUUCAUGCUGAAAGGCUUAAUUAAUCUGAGAAAGAAUAAGUGGCAACAGAUGAGGAAAGUUGAAAGGCCAAAAAAGAUUGAUGAAGUGCACAGAGAUGCUGCUGAAUUGGGUCCACAUGGAGAUCUGCAAAGGAAUAACUCUGAUUCUGACAGGUGGCAGUGUGAAACUGCCUUUCAGAGGGGUUUAAUGCCUUCUUCUCAGACACCAUUACAGGUGAUACACAAAGCUGAGAAGAAAUAUGAAAUAGGAAAAGUUUCAGAUGAGGAAGAAAUCAAGUGGAGGCAGUUGAAAGCCAUCUUAAACAAGCUUAAUUCUCAAAACUUUGGAAGAUUGCUUCAGCAAGUGAAACAAGUCAACAUUGACAAUGUUGUAACUCUCUCUGGGGUGAUCUCUCAAAUAUUUGAUAAAGCUUUGAUGGAACCCGCCUUCUGCGAGAUGUAUGCUAACUUCUGCUUUCAUCUAGCGGUGGAGUUGCCUGCUUUGAGUGUAGAAAAUGAAAGAAUUACUUUUAAGAGAUUACUUCUGAACAAAUGCCAGGAAGAAUUUGAGAGAGGAGAAAAGGAAGAAGAAGAGGCGAAUAAAGCUGAUGUGGAAGGUCAAGCUAAACAAUCGGAAGAGGAAAGAGAGGAGAAGAGACUCCGAGCACGGAGACGCAUGUUAGGUAAUAUAAGACUAAUUGGAGAACUGUACAAAAAGAGAAUGCUGACAGAGAGAAUAAUGCAUGAGUGCAUAAAGAAGUUGUUGGGCCAGUAUCAGAAUCUUGACGAGGAAGAUGUUGAAGCCUUGUGCAAAUUAAUGAGCACGAUUGGUAAGAUGAUAGAUCAUCCCAAAGCCAAGGAGCACAUGGAUGCCUAUUUUGACAUUAUGGCCAAGUUGUCAAACAACAUGAAACUAUCUUCUAGGGCAAGGUUCAUGCUGAGAGACUCAAUUGAUCUGAGAAAGAAUAAGUGGCAACGGAGGAGUAAAGUUGAAUGGCCAAAGAAUAUCAAUGAAGUGCACAGAGAUGCUGCUCAAUUUGACAGGCCUAUUGGGGGGGUCCAGACCAGAUCAUGAUGGAAGUGUCAUGGCUGAUAAGGACAAAUGGAGCAAAAUUCCUGGGCCUCUAAUGUCAGGGAAGGGAGAUAUGACAAUGGAUAUUGGUUAUGGGGGUAAUGUGCGGUUUCGGCCUGGUCAAGGAGGUAAUUAUGGUGUUCUAUGGAACUUUCGUGCACAGUCACCUGUUCAGCAUGCUGGGGGAAUCUUUUUCUGGGCCAAUGCAUUUCUAGGGGCCACAGGGAGGUUUUCAAAGGAAUAACUGAUUCUGACGUGGAACUUCCUUUCAAUGUGUUCAGUGUUUUUAAGAUUACUCUUUUCAGUAUCAUAAGGUCUUCACUGCUUUACCUGUUUGGUGUAUAUUUGUAGCAAAUAAGGCAAAUAUGCCAUUAUUACCCAUGUAUAGCCUUAUCAUCCUGUCCUAGUUACAAAAUUGUACUCCCUUCAACUUUAAAGAUUUGAUUGGCAAAACAUUUGUUGGGUGGGUUUAAGGAUUUUGACCACGGUUUUUGUCAA
Olea europaea var. sylvestris is the source of this 3512-nucleotide messenger RNA. RefSeq names its product eukaryotic translation initiation factor 4G-like. The transcript has 7 exons. Gene Ontology annotation, molecular function: mRNA binding; protein binding; translation initiation factor activity. The coding region runs from base 165 to 3017 and encodes 950 amino acids. Gene Ontology annotation, cellular component: eukaryotic translation initiation factor 4F complex. Lineage: Eukaryota; Viridiplantae; Streptophyta; Magnoliopsida; Lamiales; Oleaceae. The record is from RefSeq and is a predicted model, not a curated record.